AUGUCACCAUAUCAACAUGUAUAUGGGAAGACUUUUCACUUGCCGGUUGAGUUAGAGAAUAAGGUCGUGUUGGCAAUGAAGAAACUUAAAAUGGAUUGGAAUGAAGCAGAAGAACAGAGAUUAAAUGGGUUGAAUGAGUUUGAUGAGUUCCCCUUGAAGUCAUAUGAAAGUUUAGCCCUCUACAAAGAAAAGAUGAAGAAGUACCAUGACCAAAAGAUUAAAAGGCGCGAAUUUGAGGUUGGGGAUUUGGUGCUUUUGUUCAACUCUAGGUUGCGCUUGUUUUCGGGCAAAAUCAAGUACAAAUGGACUGGUCCAUUCUUGAUCACUCACGUGUUCCCUCAUGGUGUAGUUGAGUUAUAUAACAAGAAGGGUGCAAGGUUCAAGGUAAAUGGCAAAGAAUCAAAAUCUACCUCGGGCAUGCGUAAAAUGCGAAUGAAGUGGUUGAGGCAGACCAUCUUGAUGAAGUCUGGGUAA
Molecule: messenger RNA, 474 nt
Organism: Solanum pennellii
Lineage: Eukaryota; Viridiplantae; Streptophyta; Magnoliopsida; Solanales; Solanaceae
Exons: 1
Coding region: 1-474 (157 amino acids)
Source: RefSeq, a predicted model, not a curated record